Messenger RNA from Drosophila subobscura, 2336 nucleotides. It is a transcript of the gene Zasp67, whose product is annotated as nucleolar protein dao-5. Gene Ontology annotation, molecular function: actin binding; muscle alpha-actinin binding. Gene Ontology annotation, biological process: actin cytoskeleton organization; muscle structure development. Gene Ontology annotation, cellular component: filamentous actin; adherens junction; Z disc. The coding region runs from base 79 to 2244 and encodes 721 amino acids. The record is from RefSeq and is a predicted model, not a curated record. NCBI's taxonomy places the organism in Eukaryota, Metazoa, Arthropoda, Insecta, Diptera, Drosophilidae. The transcript has 9 exons.
AGCAAAGCAAAGCAAAGCAAAGCAGAAUAAAGUGCAGCAUAAACGUGAACGUAACUCCUGCAGGAACUCCAAAUAAAAAUGGUGCUCGAUAUCAAGAUGUGCCGCUUCGACAAUGUGCCCUGGGGCUUUCGGCUGGUGGGCGGUGCGGACUACGAUUAUCCCCUAACGGUGGUUAAGGUGACCGAGGGGAGCAUUGCCGAUGAAGCUGGACUGCGGGUGGAGGACAUCAUUGUGCGCAUCAAUGACACCGCUGCCAUGCCGCUCACCCAUGACGAGGCCCACCGCCUAAUAAUGAACAGUGGCAGCGUCUUCUACUUUGGUGUUUACCGCGAGUUCGAGGAGGAGGUGUUCGAGUGCCCCAAGCGUUUCCCCACCAGCGAGAGUUCGUUGACCAAGUCCCCCACUCCCACUCCCACUGCCACUCCUCCCCUCUCGCUGUCUCCCACUCCGUCGCUGCUUCGGCUGGCGGAAGCCGCAAAUGCUCGCACUCCGGAACUCCGGUCGGAGCUCGUGGAAGCCCCCGUGGAAGAACGUCGCCAAGCCAUGUCGGAAGUGCAUUCGGAAGACAAUCGCGAGGAAGGAGGAGACCGAGGAGGACGCCUGUAUUUGCCCGAAUUACCCGAUCGUCCGUGCUCGGCGCUGUCAGAGCGGGCGGAAAUUAAGCUCGUGGAGGAGGAAAUUGCCGCCGUGCUGUCCGGCGAGACGGAGGUGCUCAAGGAGCACAGUGUCCUGGGCGUCAAUUUCUACAGGCUCUUCCCCAAGCCGGGCGUCUGCAUGGCCAGCGAUGUGCUGCGCUCCCUCAACGAGGAGGUGACCAAAACGAAGCUGGAGAAGGACAAGGAGAACCGCAAGUGGUCCACGUUCCUGCAGCGCCCCGAUCGCCCCGUGCCCAAGAGCAAGCAGCAGCUGGAGGCGGAGCGGCGAGCGGCCAAUGCCUACAAGGUGACGAUUGUCAAGUCUGCGCCACGCGGCAGCUCUCCCAUGCCGGAAGCGAAGCCGGCGCCAAAGGAAGCAACGCCGCCAGCGCCAGAGGAAGUCAAGCAGGAGGAGGUGAAGGAGGAGCCAGCCAAAGAGCAGGAAACGGAGGAGGAGGAGAAGGAGGAGGAGCCGCUGCCCACGGACAGCGAGGUGCCGAAUUUGGAGCAGCUGCCGCAAGGGGAGGAAGGGGCUCAGGAGGAUGAGGACCAACAGGAGAAGGCCGAUGCCCCAAAGGACGUGUCCGACGGCCUAACCGAAGCGGAAGCACCGCCUGCGGCCAGCGACGAGGCCACUGAGCCCGGCACCCCUGCUGCACCCCCCUCUGCAUCUCCGCCACCCAAAAGCGAGGAGGAACAGGCGCUGGAGCGGCAGCUGGCCGAUGUGCAAAAGCAGCUCGCUGCCCUCUCCACUCUGCCCUCGACCAUACAGUCCACGCUGGACGCGGUGACCAAGCAGCUGGCCGACCUGCUGCCCACAUUCAAGCUCCAGCAACAGCCGCAGGCCAUGCCACAAAUCGACGAAGGCCUGGGCGAGGAGGGAGAGGAGCCCAGCCAGGCGCAGUGCCAGCCCCAGUCCCAGUCCCAGUCCGGAUCCCAAAUGGCCGCUGGCGAAAUGGAGGAUGCAGGCAACGGCAUAUCCAUAUCUGGGGCCGACAAGCCACUGUCGGGGCCAUGUGAAAAUAAUGAGAAUAGAUGCGAUGCCAACGACCUGGAAGUGGCGGAAAUUUCGCGCUCAACUGACGACAAUCGCCAGGAUCAGGAGCAGCAGCAGCAGGCAGCUGCAAAAGCUCAGCCACAGGAGCAGGAGCUCAGCGAGGAGCAGAGCUUCAAGAAGCAGAAGAAACACGAUGUCAUUGAGGAGCUGGAGGAGCAUUUGGUGCGCAAAAACAAUCCUCGCCGUUCGAAGCGUGCCUUUGGGCCACUGGUGCCAUCAUCGGAGCGGCCAUUGGUGCUGCCGGGCGGCCGACGCUGGUAUCGGCCCAAGGAUGCCUACAACGAUGAAUUCAUAGCCGAGACACUGAGCGCCCAGGCGGAACUCAUCACGGGCAGCACUCUCGGCUGUCCCUACGAGAGUCCACUGCUGGGCUAUGACGCCAGGGUCAACUUCAUGAAGUACCAAAAACCGGAGCGCAAAAUCGAUCUGAAUCGCAGCGAGGUAUACAAAUAUCUCAAUCCUCAUUUGGAUCGUGCGCCCGUGCGGGGCAUCGAGGUGCGUGCACCACUGGUGGCCGCCGAGUCCGACAUACGUCAGGCCGUGCAGUCAUAGGAACCCAACCCAACCCAACCCAACCCAACCCACACACCGCACUCGAUUAUCGCAUAAGAAGCUCAACUCAAAUAUAACUAUCAAUAUGCCAA